Hipposideros armiger (great roundleaf bat) is the source of this 2769-nucleotide messenger RNA. RefSeq names its product acyl-coenzyme A synthetase ACSM4, mitochondrial-like. The coding region runs from base 504 to 2294 and encodes 596 amino acids. NCBI's taxonomy places the organism in Eukaryota, Metazoa, Chordata, Mammalia, Chiroptera, Hipposideridae. The transcript is spliced from 14 exons. Gene Ontology annotation, molecular function: fatty-acyl-CoA synthase activity; fatty acid ligase activity. Gene Ontology annotation, cellular component: mitochondrial matrix. The record is from RefSeq and is a predicted model, not a curated record. Gene Ontology annotation, biological process: acyl-CoA metabolic process; fatty acid biosynthetic process.
AGGACUUCAUGUAAUCUCUUCUCAUCAAUGAGCUGAGAGCUCAGCUAUGAUGUUCAGUGGCCCUUUGGCACAUUUGCCAGGUCAGGUCCAGCUGUGCCGUAAUAAUCGAGCGUGCCAACAUUCUGGGCUCCUCAAUAAUCAUGUCGAGAGGCUCUGAGAACAGGCUAUUUGAACAGUAUGGCUCAUGGUAUCAUCAUCUCCGUGGACAAGAAUAAUCCACUGAGCGCUGGGGCUUAGCCACUGUCCGGCACUGAGCCACAAGAGGGGGUUGCUCCCUUCCCAGUUGUGCCUUUUAAGUUGCUGUCCCUUUAACUUCAGCCACAGGUAUUCCAGAAAAACCACAAACCUCCUCCCGGGGGAUUAGAAUCCUUCCAACAGCACACCAGAGACCCACAGGUGCUGCCAGAGAACAGGAGGUGGAAACCAGCUUUCCGGCACAUACGGCACUGAGUCUUUGUGAAGGAGCUGAAGCCCUUUCUGGAUCAAAACACCAUUUUCUGGCCAUGUGGCACUUACACACCCGUAUCAGCAAACACGUCCCUUCAGGAACCAUGAAGAUUUUCUCCCAUUGCCGGACACUGAGGUUCACGCGGCUCGCCCAACCACCCCGCUGGCACUUGCACACAGCUCACCAGCUCUGGGCACCCCUGACCCUCGCUGACCUUGAAGCCAUCAACCACUGCGAGAGGCCUUUGCCUAAGAACUUCAACUUUGCUGGAGACGUGCUGGACCAGUGGUCCCACAAGGAGAAGAAAGGAGAGCGACCAGCCAUCCCAGCCCUGUGGUGGGUGAGCGGCACAGGGGACGAGGUGAAGUGGAGCUUUGAAGAACUGGGUUCCUGGUCCCGGAAGGCCGCCAAUGUGCUCACCCAGCCCUGCGGCCUAAAGAGAGGUGACAGAGUGGCCAUCAUUCUGCCUCGAAUCCCAGAGUGGUGGCUCGUCAGCGUGGCUUGUAUACGAACAGGGCUUGUGUUCAUGCCAGGAACCACCCAGCUGACAGCGAAAGACAUCCUCUAUCGGCUGCAAGCCUCCAAGGCCAAGGGCAUUGUGAUCAGUGAGGAGGUGAUCCCGGCGGUGGAGUCCAUCGAGUCCCAGUGUCCCCACUUGAAGACCAAACUCCUGGUGUCUCCACAAAGCCGGAAGGGGUGGCUCAACUUCCACGAGUUAUGUCGGUCUGCCUCUGCAGAGCACAGCUGCGUGGAGACAGGCAGCCAAGAGCCAAUGGCCAUUUAUUUCACCAGUGGGACCACAGGCUCCCCGAAGAUGGCCCAGCACACUCAGAGCAGCAUCACAAUUGGGAACACCAUCUGUGGCAGGUAUUGGCUGGAUCUAAAGUCCUCAGAUGUCGUCUGGAACAUGUCUGAUACCGGCUGGAUCAAGGCCGCCAUCGGGAGCCUGUUUUCCUCCUGGAUUCAUGGAGCCUGUGUCUUUGUGCAUCAGAUGAUCCAGUUUGACGCUGACACCUUCCUAGACACGCUUACCCGUUACCCCAUCACAACCAUGUGCAGCGCUCCCACUGUGUACCGGAUGCUUGUACAGAAAGACCUCCGGAGAUAUAAAUUCCAGAAGCUGCGGCACUGCUUGACGGGAGGGGAGCCGCUCAACCCCGAGGUGCUGGAACAGUGGGAGAAGCAAACGGGGCUGCAGCUGCAUGAGGGCUACGGGCAGACGGAGGUGGGAAUCAUUUGUGCCAAUGAAAAAGGACAAAAAAUUAAACCAGGCUCGAUGGGGAAAGGAAUCUCACCCUAUGACGUCCAGAUUAUAGAUGAAAACGGCAACAUCCUACCACCCGGUGAGGAAGGAGACAUUGCCAUCAGACUCAACUCUACCCGGCCCUUCUGUUUUUUCUCGGAAUAUGUGGACAAUCCAGAGAAAACCUCCGCCACGAUUCGAGGGAAUUUCUUUAUCACUGGAGACAGAGGAAUGAUGGACAGUGAUGGACAUUUCUGGUUUGUCGGCAGAGCUGAUGAUGUCAUUAUAUCCUCCGGAUACCGUAUCGGGCCAUUUGAAGUGGAGAGUGCACUAAUCGAGCACCCAGCAGUUGUGGAGUCGGCCGUGGUCAGCAGCCCCGAUCCAGUCAGAGGAGAGGUAGUGAAAGCUUUUGUCAUCUUAUCUGCACCCUUUAAGUCAGCUGACCUAGAGAAACUAACUCUUGAACUUCAGGAUCACGUGAAAAAAUCAACUGCACCUUACAAAUAUCCAAGAAAGGUGGAAUUUGUUCAAGAACUCCCAAAGACAAUCACGGGGAAAAUCAGACGCAACAACUUGAGAGAUCAUGAAUGGGGACGCAUAUAGCCUGACAGGAAACUGAGGCAUGAAGUUACAGGGUCACUUUCUUAGUCCUGGCUUGGAUAAUUCAGUGAUCACUGUCUUAAAAUUUUUCCUGGCUGAAAAGUCAACUGAGUUUGUGCUUUGUAAUUAAGUCAAAAAAUAAAUUAAAAUCUAAAAAUUAUUUGGGAAGAAAAUAGUCGAUGACCAAACUGACGAAAUGAUGAUUUGUAGUGUUUAAAACUGCAGGGGUCAAAUGAUUGCUUGGAAAUGCAUAGUGGACAAUGAAUUUAUUUUGUGCCUGAUUAAUUAAAAAUAAAGAUCAGAACUAUUCUAAGAGAAAUGUUGAAAACAGAAUUGUGCUUAACGUUUUUAAGUUACUGAUUCUUUAAGGUGGAUUAAAAUAUUAAUGUUAAAAUGAGAGCUAUAAUUUAAAAGCCAGUAAAUUUAAUUAUGUACUGUAUUACUAUAACUCAUUUUGAAGUAAAUUCACUGUAAAAUA